Strongyloides ratti is the source of this 360-nucleotide messenger RNA. RefSeq lists its product as hypothetical. Bases 1 to 360 code for a protein of 119 amino acids. The transcript is spliced from 2 exons. Gene Ontology annotation, biological process: mitochondrial respiratory chain complex III assembly. The record is from RefSeq and is a predicted model, not a curated record. NCBI's taxonomy places the organism in Eukaryota, Metazoa, Nematoda, Chromadorea, Rhabditida, Strongyloididae.
AUGAAACAAUUAUAUAAAUCGUAUAUUACAUUACUUUCUAAAUGGCCUAAAGAUCCAACAAAAGAAGGAGAAAGAUGUUUACCAACUUUUCUUCAAAAAGAGGUAAAAAGAAUUUUUCAUGAAAUAAAAAUGGAAGAAAAAAAAAUUGAUAAAACUCUGUGUAAUGAACGACUAAUAGCACUUAAGAAAAUUGUUGAUAAUACAUAUCUUCAAGCAUAUCCAACUAGAUAUAAAUCUGGAAUUUUUGGUUUCGGAGCAAAAGAUUUAGAAGAUAUUAAUAGUACUAAAUCAAGACAAAAAUUAGGAUUAGAAAGAAAACCUACACUUUGGCAAAGAAUUACUGGAAAAAAAUCCAAUUAA